Molecule: messenger RNA, 7485 nt
Organism: Leptopilina heterotoma
Lineage: Eukaryota; Metazoa; Arthropoda; Insecta; Hymenoptera; Figitidae
Gene: rudimentary
Product: CAD protein
Exons: 26
Coding region: 227-6952 (2241 amino acids)
Biological process (GO): UTP biosynthetic process; 'de novo' pyrimidine nucleobase biosynthetic process; L-citrulline biosynthetic process
Cellular component (GO): cytosol; cytoplasm
Molecular function (GO): aspartate carbamoyltransferase activity; metal ion binding; ATP binding
Source: RefSeq, a predicted model, not a curated record
UGUCAAGUGCACGUAAACUAGCAAGUUUUUUACAAUUUACACGAUAUUUAAGUAAUAAUAUUCGAAACAAUAUAAACUAAAUGAAAUCUGACAACUAUUGCUGUGAGAAUAGGGAAGGAGUACUCAUAGAGAACACCAGUUGCCGGUUUACCUUCUAGCAAAACUGUUCGAUAUUUUUGUGUUAAGAAAUUAUUUUGAUAUAUCUUCUGAAACGUAUAUAAAAAUUAUGGACAACCAGGAUUGCUAUUUAGUUUUGGAGAAUGGUAAAUUUUUUCCUGGAAAAAGUUUUGGAGCAAAAGAAUGUGUCGACGGAGAAAUUGUUUUUCAAACUGGAAUGGUGGGUUAUCCUGAGUCGUUAACAGAUCCAUCGUAUCAUGCUCAAAUUUUAGUAUUAACAUAUCCAUUAAUUGGAAAUUAUGGAAUACCAGGAGACGAGAAAGAUGAACACAAUUUACCACUAUGGUUUGAGUCAAACCGAAUUUGGGCAGCUGGUCUCGUAGUUGACGAAAUUUGCGAAACACCAAGUCAUUGGAGACAAAUACAAACCUUAUCCAAAUGGAUGGAGAAGGAAAAAAUUCCAGGAAUUUCUGGAAUUGAUACUCGAGCUCUGACAAAAAUUAUCCGAGAAAAUGGAACAAUUCUAGGAAGAAUUGUUCGUCAUAAACAAGAUGAAACUUCUCUGUGUCCUCCUAUUGUUGAUCCCAAUACCAGAAAUUUGGUCGCUGAAGUUUCAUGUAAAGAUCCAAAAACGUACAAUCCUAAAGGAUUUCCACGCGUUUGCGUCAUUGACUGUGGAUUAAAAUACAAUCAAUUGCGUUGCUUUCUGAAAAGAAAUGUGCGAUUGGAUGUUGUACCAUGGGACUACGAUUUUACAAAAACAGAAUUUGACGGUCUUUUUAUAAGCAAUGGACCAGGUAAUCCCGCAAUGUGCGAAAUAACUGUGAAAAAUAUAAAAAAAUAUUUAUCAUCAUCAAAACCAAAACCAAUAUUUGGAAUUUGUUUGGGACAUCAGCUUCUUUCGUUAGCUGCCGGUGCUACCUCCUACAAAAUGGAUUACGGCAAUCGUGGUCACAAUCAACCGGUCACACAUCAUGGAACCAAUCGAUGUUUCAUGACAUCGCAAAAUCAUGGAUUUGCAAUAGAUGCGGAUAAAUUGCCAAAAGAUUGGGAGGCAUUAUUUACAAAUACAAAUGAUAAAAGUAACGAAGGUAUUGUUCAUUCUAAAUUACCUUAUUUUUCCGUACAAUUUCAUCCGGAGCACACUGCCGGCCCACGUGAUCUUGAAUGUCUCUUCGAUGUAUUUCUCGAGACAAUUAACAAUCGUGAAGGAAGCACAAUCAAGGAAUUAUUGAAGGAGAAAUUAAUUUAUGUUGCCGAAAUUCCUUAUGGUCGUUUUCAACCAAAGAAGGUCUUGAUUCUUGGAAGUGGUGGUCUCAGUAUUGGCCAAGCUGGUGAAUUCGAUUAUUCUGGUUCGCAAGCAAUCAAAGCACUUCGCGAAGAGAAAAUUCAAACACUUCUCAUCAAUCCCAAUAUUGCCACUGUUCAAACAUCGAAAGGAAUGGCUGAUAAAGUCUAUUUUCUUCCCAUCACUCCGGAAUAUGUCGAACAGGUCAUAAAAUCGGAGCGUCCAGACGGAGUUCUCCUGACAUUCGGCGGACAGACGGCACUAAAUUGCGGCGUUGAACUCGAAAAGAACGGUGUGUUCAAGAAAUACAAUGUGAAAAUUCUUGGAACUCCAAUUGAAUCGAUUAUCGAGACAGAAGACAGAAAAAUGUUUGCUGAUCGUAUUUGUGAAAUUAAUGAAAAAGUUGCGCCCAGUGCGGCUGUUUAUACAAUCAAUGAGGCACUGGAGGCAGCGGAAAAAUUGGGCUAUCCAGUAAUGGCGAGAGCGGCCUUUUCUCUUGGUGGUUUGGGAUCUGGUUUCGCGAAUAAUGUGGAAGAAUUGAAAACACUCGCUCAACAGGCUCUUGCUCAUUCGAAUCAAUUAAUCAUUGAUAAAUCGCUGAAAGGAUGGAAGGAAGUUGAAUAUGAAGUUGUUCGCGAUGCCUACGAUAAUUGCAUAACAGUUUGCAAUAUGGAGAAUGUCGAUCCUUUGGGUAUUCAUACUGGCGAAUCAAUUGUCGUCGCUCCAAGUCAAACUCUCUCUAAUCGCGAGUACAAUAUGCUGAGAACAACUGCUCUUAAUGUCAUUAGACAUUUUGGUAUUGUCGGCGAAUGUAAUAUUCAAUAUGCGUUGAAUCCACUUUCCGAAGAGUACUAUAUUAUUGAAGUGAACGCGCGACUUUCGAGAAGUUCAGCUUUAGCUAGUAAAGCCACUGGUUAUCCGUUGGCUUACGUUGCUGCUAAAUUGGCUCUUGGAAUUUCCCUCCCGGAUAUUCAGAAUUCAGUAACAGGAAAAACUACCGCUUGCUUUGAACCUAGUUUAGAUUAUUGUGUCGUCAAAAUUCCACGAUGGGAUUUCAGCAAGUUUCAACGUGUCAGCACCAAGAUUGGAAGCAGUAUGAAGAGUGUGGGUGAAGUGAUGGCAAUUGGAAGAAAAUUUGAGGAGGCAUUUCAGAAAGCACUGCGAAUGGUCGACGAGAAUGUGACGGGUUUCGAUCCCUAUGUGAGAACAGUGAACGAUGAUGACUUGGAGAAGCCAACGGAUAAGAGAAUGUUUGUUGUGGCCGCUGCAUUAAAAGCCGGCUAUUCAGUUGAUCGUUUAUAUGAAUUAACGAAAAUUGAUCGUUGGUUCCUUUCAAAAUUGAAAAACAUCAUAUCGUAUUAUGAUCUUUUGGAAAAUUUAGGUCAAAGAAAAUUGUCACGUAAUUUAUUACUUGAGGCGAAGAAAAUUGGAUUUUCCGAUCGACAAAUUGCUGAGGCUGCAAAAAUUUCCGAUCGUUUGGUGCGAAUGCAACGAAAUGAAUUUGGCAUCACGCCAUUUGUUAAGCAAAUUGAUACUGUUGCCGCCGAAUGGCCAGCGAGUACAAAUUAUCUUUAUCUUACGUAUAAUGGCGAAGAUCACGAUAUCGAAUUCCCGGGAAAUUACACAAUGGUCAUUGGAUCGGGUGUUUAUCGAAUUGGAAGUUCCGUUGAAUUCGAUUGGUGUGCAGUGAGUUGUCUUCGUGAAUUGAAAAAUCUUGGACGGAAAACAAUAAUGGUGAACUAUAAUCCAGAAACAGUGAGUACCGAUUUCGACAUGAGCGAUCGACUCUACUUUGAGGAAAUUUCUUUCGAAACUGUUAUGGAUAUUUAUGAGCACGAAAAUCCAGAAGGUAUUAUUUUAUCAAUGGGUGGACAACUUCCAAACAACAUUGCCAUGGAUCUGCACAGACAACAGGCCCGAAUUCUCGGAACCGCUCCCGAAUCCAUUGAUGAUGCUGAAAAUAGAUUUAAAUUCUCUCGAAAACUCGACUCAAUUGGAAUUUCUCAACCUAGAUGGAAAGAACUGACGAAUCUUGAAUCGGCCGUUGAAUUUUGUGAAGAAGUCGGUUAUCCAUGUUUGGUGCGGCCUUCCUAUGUUUUAAGUGGCGCUGCAAUGAAUGUUGUACAUUCAAAUCACGAUUUAGAGUCUUAUUUAAAAAUUGCCAGCAAUGUCAGUAAGGAGCAUCCUGUCGUCAUAUCGAAAUUUAUUCUCGAAGCGAAGGAAAUUGACGUCGAUGCUGUUGCCUAUGAUGGGACAAUUUUCUGUAUGGCUGUUUCUGAGCACGUGGAAAAUGCCGGCGUUCAUUCUGGAGAUGCAACUUUGGUGACACCGCCGCAGGAUAUUAAUCAGGAAACUCUCGCAAAAAUUUGCACAAUUGCAAAAGACGUUGCUGCAUCAUUGUCUGUCACUGGACCAUUCAAUAUGCAAUUGAUCGCCAAGGAUAACGAACUCAAAGUUAUCGAGUGUAACGUUCGUGUCUCGAGAUCAUUUCCAUUUGUCUCGAAAACUUUGGAUCACGAUUUUGUUGCUACAGCAACUCGUUUAAUUGUUGGAGAAACUGUCAAACCCGUUGGUCUUUUAACUGGUUCUGGAAAAGUUGGAGUAAAAGUCCCUCAAUUCUCAUUUUCUCGCUUGACUGGUGCCGACGUUAUGUUGGGUGUCGAAAUGGCAUCAACCGGAGAAGUAGCAUGUUUUGGUGACAAUCGAUAUGAAGCUUAUCUGAAAGGAAUGCUUAGCACUGGCUUUCAUAUUCCGCAAAGAGGCAUUUUACUAUCAAUUGGAGCAUUCAAACACAAAAUGGAAUUAUUGCCCUACAUCAGAAGUCUCGAUAAAAUGGGAUACAAAUUAUAUGCCAGCAUGGGGACUGCAGAUUUUUACUCAGAACAUGGUGUUACUGUGGAACCUGUUCAAUGGACGUUUGAGAACAUCACCGUGAGCGAGGAUUCAAGUCCAUCGGAACUUCGUCAUUUAGCUGAUUUCCUAGCUAAGGAAUUAUUCGAUCUGGUGAUUAAUCUUCCGAUGCGAAAUGGAGACACAAGAAGAGUGUCAAAUUUCUUGACUCAUGGCUAUCGAACGAGAAGAUUUGCUGUUGAUUAUGCUGUACCAUUGGUGACGGAUGUGAAAUGUGCCAAACUUCUUGUGGAGGCAUUGAGAAUGCUGCAUGGCAAGGCACCGAAAAUGAAAACACACACAGAUUGCAUGACAUCGAGAGCAAUGAUGAAACUUCCUGGAUUUAUUGACGUUCAUGUUCAUGCGCGAGAUCCUGGUGCAACUUACAAGGAAGAUUUUGCCUCCUGUACAGCGGCUGCUCUCGCCGGAGGAAUUACUGUGAUAUUGGCAAUGCCCAAUACAAAUCCUGCAAUCGUUGAUCGACAAAGUUUCAGUUUAGCUAAAGAAAAAGCAGCAACAGGUGCGAGAUGUGAUUAUGGAAUUUUCUUGGGAGCAUCGUCUGAAAAUUACAAUAUAACUGCGGAAAUUGCUCCAAUGACAGCAGCAUUGAAAAUGUAUUUAAAUGAGACAUUCACAACAUUGAAAUUGUCUGACCUCAGCGUAUGGAUUAAGCAUUUUGAAAAUUGGCCAAAAAAAUAUCCUCUCUGCGUUCAUGCUGAAAAACAAAUUGUUGCCACUGUUGUUUUACUGUGCAGUCUCAAUGGAAGGCCCGUUCAUAUUUGUCAUGUUGCACGAAAAGAGGAGAUUCAAAUUAUUCGAGCUGCUAAGGAAAAGGGACUUCCGGUAACGUGCGAGGUGUGUCCUCAACAUUUAUUCCUCUGUCAAGAUGAUUUGGAGAGAAUCGGUCAAUCUAGAGGACGAGUCUGUCCAAUGUUGGGAACGAAAGAAGAUGUUCAAGCUCUUUGGGAUAAUAUGAACUUUAUCGACUGCUUUGCAACCGAUCAUGCGCCUCAUACCGUUGAAGAAAAGGGGAGUGAGAAUGCACCACCAGGAUAUCCAGGACUAGAAACUAUUCUUCCCUUAUUGUUGACGGCAGUGUAUAAUGGGAAAUUGAAAAUGGAGGAUCUCAUCGAAAAGUUUUAUUUAAAUCCAAAAAAAAUAUUCAACUUGCCGGAUCAACCGAACACGUACAUUGAAGUGGAUCUAGAUGAGGAAUGGAUUAUUCCCGAAGCGAUGCCAUUUACCAAAUCAAAAUGGACACCUUUUGCUGGAAUGAAAGUGCGAGGAAUGGUUCACAGGGUGGUGAUUCGAGGCGAAGUGGCGUUUGUAGAAGGACAGGUACUCGCGAAUCCUGGCUUUGGACAAGAUGUCCGUGAAAUUCAAUUGAAACAAAAACACCAGUUAAUUAAUUCUCAAACAAUUGUUGACGUUAAUGUCAGUCGUCCAAAUUCUGCUCUCGAUAUAAUUAUUUCGCCUAAUGUCGAUAAACUUGGCAAGUAUGUCGAAUUUUCCGAAGAUGAACAGACAGAGUCACCGAUAAAUCUUCUAAAACCAAUUUCCCAGAAGUCGAACGUUCACUUUAUGCAAGGAGAUUUUCGUGAUCAGUCGAAGAACGCGGGACAACGAAUUAUUUCUCCAGUGCCUUUCAAUACUGGUAUGAGAUUCAGGACAAAUAGUGGAUCGAAUUUUGUGCAUCCAGUUGGAUCACAUUCAACCGGAAGUCAUGGACUUUUGAAUCAUCAUAUUCUCUCCGUGGAUAUGUUCAAUAAACAACAACUAAGAGAAAUUUUCAGUCUCGCUGAUACUUUUAAACAAUACGUAAGGAAGGAACGACCAUUGGAUCACGUUAUGAAGGGAAAAGUAAUGGCUUCCAUUUUUUAUGAAGUGAGUACAAGAACUUCUUGUAGUUUCGCUGCGGCGAUGCUUCGACUUGGAGGAACAGUCGUUCAUAUGGACGGUUCAACAUCAUCAGUUAAAAAAGGAGAAAGCUUAGAGGAUUCUGUGGCAGUAAUGGCAGGAUACGCAGACAUUGUUGUUCUCCGACAUCCAGAACCUGGAGCAGUUUCUCGAGCAACUCACGCGUGCAGAAAACCUUUAAUUAAUGCUGGUGACGGAGUUGGAGAGCAUCCAACACAGGCGCUCCUUGACAUCUACACAAUUCGAGAGGAAAUCGGUACCGUCAAUGGAUUAACUAUCACAAUGGUUGGAGAUCUUAAACACGGCAGGACUGUCCAUUCUCUAGCUCGACUCUUGACGUUAUACAAUGUGCAACUGAGAUACGUUAGUCCGGAAAAUUUGUGCAUGCCGGAACACGUAAUGUCUUACGUGGCCGAACGUGGUAUUCAUCAGAAGAAAAUAGACAAACUGGAAGACGCCAUUGUCGACACGGACAUCCUCUACAUGACGCGAAUACAAAAAGAGCGUUUCACCAGCGAAGAAGAGUACAACAAGUCGUGUGGUAAAUUUGUCGUGACGCCAGAGCUGAUGACGCGAGCAAAGAGGAAAAUGGUCGUGAUGCAUCCUCUUCCUCGUGUUUUCGAAAUAAGUCCCGACUUCGAUACGGAUCCAAGAGCCGCUUAUUUCCGGCAAGCCGAGUUUGGUGUCUACGUUCGCAUGGCUCUCAUUGUAAUGGUUCUAGGUCGGUGCUACAAUAUCUAACAUUUAAAUAAGAUUAUGAUAACAAAAAAGAAGCGGAAAUUCAAGCAACUCUAAUUUUUCGGCCAAGGCUCUAUGUUGACUGAUUUUAAAACCUUCGUCGAACACCGGUCGAAUUUUAAUUUUUUCACGAAUAUUUUACUCUUUUUACAAAGUAUUUUUUAUUUUACAAGUUUUACAACUUAAUCAAAUAUUGUUGAAAUUACAACAAUCAGGCUAAUAGAUUAAAAAUACACAGGUUAACAAAUAAAACAAAUUAAAAACAAAAGAGUACAACAAAGAGAGAAAUGAAACAAAAGAAAAGAGAAUUGAAAAAAAAUAGUAUCUAUAUGAAUUUAGAAAACACUUUUAGUGCAUAAUAAUUAUACAAUUUUAUACAUAGUUUUUGAAAAGAGAGAUAUAUACAAGUACAGAAAUGCUAUAGUUGAUAAAGCAUAAUUGAUACAUUUCGAUUGACUACCUCAUUAUUGCACAUUCUGCAAGAUUUUUAUAGUAUUUUAAAUAUUUUGAAAGUACACUACACAGUAUUUUAAAAC